AUGUCAUGUUACGAUAAUAAAAAUCUUGAAUUAAUUUCAUUAAUAUGGCUUGAUAAUAUGGCUGAUGCUACACAAGAAAAUCGAGAAAUUCAAGAUAAACUUCGUUCUGCUGUUAAUUAUCUUCGAACUUUUGAUAACUGCCAAACAUGUGAACAUUAUAUUAGAAAUAUAAUUAAUGAUAAACAAGAUAAAAUUAUUUUGAUUGUUAGUGGAAAAUUAGGUCAAGAAAUAAUCGAUAAAAUUCAUCAUUUAAAACAAAUUAUUUCAAUUUUUGUUUUUUGUUUUGAUAAAGAUAGAAAUGAAUUAUGGGCAAAUAAUUAUAAAAAGAUUCGUGGCGUUAUUGUUACAUUAAGUGAUUUACUAAAACAAAUUGAUCUUGAUCGUAAAAGUGACGAACAAAAAUUAAAUGAAUCGAUCGAUAUAUUUAAAAAUAAAGAUGAAAUCAUUCCACUAUUAUUGCAAAUAGAUUCGUCACCCAUCGAUAAAAGAUCUUUAUUAAAAAUUUGUUUCAAAGAAUAUGAAGGAAAUUUAAAUGAAUUUGAAAAUAUUCGAGACUUCGAACAUUUAUAUUCAUCGUCAAAUGCAUUAGAUUGGUUUUUUAAUGAAACAUUUCUUUACCGUUUAUUAAUUAGAGCUCUACAUGUAUUUAAUAUUGAAAUUAUUUUUCUUCUAAGAUUUUUUCUUCAAGAUAUUGAACAACAACUAAGAAAUUGUUUAGCAAGUUCUGAAAUAGUUUAUCGAGGACAAUUAAUGACAAAUGAUCAACUUGAAUUUCUUAAUAAUUCAAUUUAUGAAAAAAAUCUUCGAUUUAAUUCAUUUAUGAUUGCUAAUCAAAAUAAAGAACAAGUUUUAAAAUCUUUACUAAAUACUUCAAAUACAAAUGGUUUAAAUCGAGUUUUAUUUGAAAUUGAUUCAAAUCAAAUUGGAAAAAAACAUAAAGAAUUUGUUAUAUUUCCAAUAACAACUUGCUUUCAUAUAACUUCAAUUGAAAUUGACAAACAAAUUCGAAUUGUCAAAAUCAAAGUUUUUAAUACAUACAAAUUGAAUGAGAAGAAAACUAAAAAUUCUUUUCAAUUAGCUCAUCUACUUCGACAUAUUGGUCGAUUAGAUCAAUCGGAAAAAUUAUUUUAUCUUUUAUUAGAUCAAUAUCCAUCAUUAAAUUUUCAGUCUUACGAUGGACUCGGCAGAAUUGCACAAGAUAAAGGUUUAUAUGAACUUAGUUUAAAUUUUUAUAUGAAAUCUUUUGAAACAGUUCCAUUUGAACAUCGCGCUCAUUGUUUAAAUAACAUUGGAUGUGCAUAUGACUAUUUAGAAAAAUAUGAAGAUGGUCUGCAAUAUUAUGGCGAAGCAUUAACAUUAAUGACAACAGAUCUCGAUCAAGCAAUGUGUCUUAGUAAUAUGGGUAUAACAUAUGCUAAAAAUGAACAAUAUCAACAAGCACUUCAAUGUUUUCAACAAUCAUUAUCGAUAAGAGAAAGAAAAUUAUCUGAAAAUCAUGUUGAUAUAGGAAUAUCUUAUACAAAUCUUGGCGUCAUUUGGUCGACAAUGGGUGAAUUAGAUCAUGCAUUUGAACAUUUUAAUUUAGCAUUAAAAUCAUUUUCGGUAAAUGAUUUUGAAAUAUUUCGAGCUAUUGUUUAUCAAAAUAUGGCAAAAAUAUUUCAAGAAAAAACACAAUUUGACCGAGCAUUAACUUUUUAUCAAGAUGCAGAAAAACUUUUUCAACAACAUCGAUCUAUUGAUCAUCCAAAUCUUAUUUAUAUUCAACAACAAAUACAACAAUUAAAGCAACAACAAUAA
Rotaria socialis is the source of this 1797-nucleotide messenger RNA. The record is from the annotation of a GenBank genome assembly. NCBI's taxonomy places the organism in Eukaryota, Metazoa, Rotifera, Eurotatoria, Philodinida, Philodinidae.